This is a messenger RNA of Calypte anna (Anna's hummingbird), 3396 nucleotides long. It is a transcript of the gene CDCA7, whose product is annotated as cell division cycle associated 7. The coding region runs from base 70 to 1302 and encodes 410 amino acids. The transcript has 10 exons. Gene Ontology annotation, cellular component: nucleus. The record is from RefSeq and is a predicted model, not a curated record. Gene Ontology annotation, biological process: regulation of DNA-templated transcription. Lineage: Eukaryota; Metazoa; Chordata; Aves; Apodiformes; Trochilidae.
GCCCCCCGCCGUUCCCACCGCUUUGGCGCGAACCUUCAGUUCCCCGGUGCUCGCCCCGCCGCUGCCAGCAUGGCUCCGCCGCGCCCGCAGCGCCGAGGUUGUUCAGGAAGGAGAAACCUCACAGCAUUCCGAAAUACGAAACUGAUUCCUAUGGAAACAUCCUCAUCCUCUGAUGACAGUUGUGACAGUUUUGGGUCUGAUAAUUUUGCAAACACAAAAUACAAGUUUAGGUCGGAUAUUAGAGAAGAUUUGGCAAAAAUUUUUUACGAAGCAUCUGAUGAUGAAUCCUUCUGUGGCUUUUCAGAAAAUGAAAUUCAAGAUGCACUGAAACUGGAGUCAGAUGCAGAGGAGAAUGAGACAAGUGCUGAAAGUGAGGUAGCUCGGAGAAGGCAGAAAUGCUCUGUACCUCUAAAGGUAGCCAUGAAGUUUCCACCUCGAAGAUCAGAGAGAAGGAAGGGUGAGAUGGAACCUCUUCCUGAAAAGCUGAUGCCUGUUCCAGAUUCAGACUCUGACUCUGAAGAAAAUGGUGCCCUGUUUUUAGAAAAAAGAGCUUUAAACAUAAAGGAAAACAAGGCAAUGCUUGCAAAACUAAUGGCUGAGUUGCAAAAUGUUUCUGGUAUCUUUGCUGGGAGAAAGUCAUUGCCAACUGUCAGUAAUGGACCAAAGCGACCUCCAAGACGUUCAUUGCCCAGAAGUGCUUUGAGGAGGAACCCAGACCGAAGUUCUCGGCCUCAUACAAGAUCCAGGUCCCUGAUUGAAGGUCCUCCUACUUCUUUACCAGAAGAGGAAGAUGACCCAUACAUCUUAGUGAGAAGAAGAAAGAUGUCUGAUGAAUACCUGGAGCAUGAAGCCCGAACUCCCAGGAGGGGUCACCGUGGUGCCAUGGCUUUUCCACACGUUGUGCGCCCAGUUGAGCAGAUAACAGAGGAAGAGUUGAAAAAUAUUUGUGGUUCUGCAAGAGAUAAAAUAUAUAACAGGACUAUGGGAUCCACCUGUCACCAGUGUCGCCAGAAAACCACAGACACCAAAACAAAUUGCCGUAACCCGGACUGCGUGGGAGUGCGGGGCCAGUUCUGCGGGCCCUGCCUCCGCAAUAGGUAUGGGGAAGAUGUCAGAACUGCCCUGCUGGACCCGACCUGGAGGUGCCCACCUUGCCGUGGAAUCUGCAACUGUAGCUUUUGCAGACAGCGAGAUGGCCGAUGUGCAACAGGUGUCCUGGUAUAUCUGGCCAAGUACCAUGGCUAUGACAACGUCCAUGCUUACUUGAAAAGUCUGAAACAAGAACUUGAAAUGGAAGACUGAAGCUGUGACUGCCUUCAAAUUGUGUACUCUUUCACCAAUGUCACAUUGCCUACAGUGAAUUGUUUAAUCAAAUGAGAUUGCAAAGCCAGUGCCUUCCUUCACUCCCCUUCUGGGUAAAAAGGGAUAAACAAGUUUUACUUUUCUCAGUGCAUAUCACACUCGGGGAACCUGUUUAAUGAAGGUCUUUGCUCACAAGCUGUUGUUUUCUUCUUAAUCAACUUGGCAAAUCUGAUAGCAUCAGUCCUUGCUUUUGUGCCAAUAACUUUUUUUUUUUUUUUCUGAAAGGAGAUGGGGCUUUAAGCCAUUAGGAGUCUUAUUCAUGCAAUCACUGUGCUGCAGGUUUAUUUAUACUUUGAAGAUGAUCAUGAAAAGCUACAGAUAUUCUGAAAAUUCAGGGCACUGUUCCCCAUAGAACCAAGUGGGGAAACGUAUGUGCUUAACUCCAGGCCAACUUAUGCUGCAAUACAGACUGAGGAUAAAUGAUCAUAAAAUAGAAGCUAAGAAUUUUCAAAUAAACCCCACCACAUUUGCAAGUUCAAAAAGGAAGCUCUUAAAGUUGCAGCUGAGCAGUCUCCAAGCACUAAUAUUUGGUUUUAUAGAGUACUUAAAGUGCUCUCUGGCCAUUUUAAAAGGGUAAUGUCUGAGUGACUUUAAAAAUGCAAGAGAAACAGUUGGAGAUGGUGCUUUGUGUCUUUUCUUAGAUGACAGGAGGUGAAAGCAACCACAGCACCAGCACUGCUUGGUGAUGAUGGAGAUGUGAAUGUACACUGUACAGAGUGGCCAUUGUCUAAAUCAGAACAUACCCAGUGUUAAAUUACCGCUUUUGUGGGUUCUCUUCUUCCUGCUCUUGCUGCAACUGCAGAACUGCUUCCUUGCAGAAUCCUCACAGGUCCUGGGGAAGAGGUCACUGGUCCUCUAGGUCAGGACUUGGUUAAAUAGAGGGGUAGUGGUUCAUGUGGCUGUUGGCCAAUUACAAGUGGAUGAAAGAUGCUUACUUCUUGAAUUCCAUUAUCAGGAAAAGGGGCAAUGACAAUCGCUGGAAUCAGAAGCCUGACUUUUUUACCUGUAAAAAAUGUAAAAAGCAAGGACUUUUUAAGCUGCAGUUCAGCUUGGAGUAAGUUAUUCUUCCAGUGCAUAGAGCAGCAUGAAUGUAAGUAGAUAAAGUUCUCAAGAGACAUCCUGAUUUUAGAUAAGGAAAUACAAUUGCCUGAUCAAAAAGGCUUUCAAAAUUAAGUAGAGGGACAUAUAGCGAGUUGCAUACAAUUUGAGCACUUAAAGAUGUAGGUACUGUUGUGGUCUCCUCCUAACACUCCAGCCAUAUUUCUGUAUCUGGCUUUGUGUGAUUGGAGGAGAUCUUUUGCAUGAUGUUGUUAAGGAAGCACGAGUACAGCAGAAACGGAGCUGAAGGAUUCUCAUGUGCUGUAUGGAAUGGGGUCUCUUGUACUCUGUGCUGUAAUAAAGAAGGUGCCAUGAAAAUUGUAUCUGGAUAACCACAAAGUGUAUGACUGUGCUUAGUUUGAUUAUGGAAACUACUGUAUAAUCUUUGUAUAAGGUUUAGAAUGCAAUGUUAAAAUACUGUACAAUUGAAUAGUAAAAGAACUAAGUGGCUUUUAUUGAGCAUUAGAACAAAACAGGUUUAGGCUGCUCUGCAUGCACAGUGUUUGCACAGUGUGUAUACAUAAUGAUCCACAGUUUAUACCUUUCUAGGAAUUACAUCAGUGUGUCUGGGAGGACAGGAGAGAGGAAUUCAGAAACAAAAGCUAUUUAUGUCUCAGACUUGCAGUUCUGUUUCAUAAAUCAUCUGUCCUCUUGAAAAUCUUCCUCUCUUUUGUUUUUACAGUGUGAAUUCUUUGCAGUCUGAGGUAGAGUGUUCUAACCUCUAGGUACAUUUCCUGAAGCAGCUCUAGAAAUACAUGUUCCAACAGAUGAGUGCUUUUUUUUUUUUUUUUUUUUUGUAAUUGCUGGUCUUGCCUUCUGAUUGCUGGAGUGUGAAAGGGCUGUGCUAAAAGCAAAGCCUUGCGUUGUAUCACAGAGACUGUUGUAUUUAGAUUUGUUCAGAUCUGCAGUGUUCUGUACAAACUUUUUUACUUUGAA